AUUUUGUCAUCGUCCGUUGCAGGCAGCAGUUGAAAAUUGGAAGAAACUUUUGGAGCAACUAAAACUGGUUAAGAAAGUGAAAACAAAAGUGAAAAGUGACUUGGAAUAUUGCCAAAAUUAAACAAUACACACACGAGGCACGAGUGUGGGUGUGUGCGACUGUGUGUGAGUGUGAUUGUGUGAGUGCAUAUGUGAGUGUUUUGUUGCAGUUUUGAGCCAAAGUGAAAUUCUAUUUUGGCUAAGAGAGACUGUUGUGUUCUUGUUGUUGUUGUUGUCGCAAGUGCUGUAACUGGCAUUGAGCGACGGCAACUGGAAAGUGCAACUUGUAAGCGGUUUAAAGACGCAGUCCAAGUAUAAAGCUGAAAAUAAAUUACAAAAGAAAAAACGAAAACAAAACAAAUAUUUUAUUUAAUGCUUGUUCAAUGGCAAAACAAUUUACUCGCGUGCUGUGAAGUGAGCUCAGCAUAAGUUUUUCAAGUGUUUUAUUCCACUGGCUCGGCUCAAUGUCAGCCAAUUGAUUGACGCAUUUGCUCGUCUCGUGUGCAACCGACAACAACUACAACAGCAGCAAACAAACCACAACAAGAACAACCGCAACGGGAAAAACAGUUAUCAACUUUUUGGCCAACAUGUGGAGUUGGCAACGUAUGCGCCAUAAGCCACUCUGGGCUCUCAUAUCCUUGACCAUCCUUCUUCUGGUGCUAGACAAGAGCCAGGCGAACACGGAGGCGCCACCCGUUGAGGCCACGACCACAAUGGAGCCAGAUGCCUCGCCGGGUUGCAGAGCGCCGGAUGUGCGCUUCACGAUUGUCAAACCGGAAAUCACAACGGAGCAGCCGUAUGCGAAGUUCGAGACAACACAGGUCUAUCUGCCGGAGGACUUUACCACCGCCGAUGUGGAGUUUGUGGAUAAACAGCAUGCGGCCAAAGAGAAUCAUGCGGCCUUUGUCAAUCCCUAUGCGGUGGACUUUGCCGAUGAUGCACAUCAGCAUCAUCAUGGUGGCAUGCUGCAUGCCAGCGAUGCGGCCGCCAGUCUUGUGGAUGACACCGAUAUGGCCGACGCUGAGGAUGAGCUGCAUGGCGCCGAGCUCGAGGAGGGCGCCUACAAGCGACUCAAUGCGAACAAUGCCGGCAAUCGCAGGCAGGGCAAAAAGCGACGUUCCGGCUCCGGACGUCGACGUCGACUGGAGAAUGACAAUGGACAGACCGGACGUGUGCGUGGCGGAGGCAGUCGCUAUAAGCGCCAUGCCAUACUCCAUGAUGAGGAGGCCUCAGCGGACACGGAUCGUUGGGCCGGCAGCAAGCUGGCAGCCGAUGGUGAUGUCUACUAUGUGCACAUUGCUGAUAUACUCAAGUCCAGGGAACCGAACCGUCAGCUGCGUGCCAAGCUGCACAAACUGAAGAUGAAGUCGCGCCUGAACAAAUGCUUGGCCGGCAAUGCGAGCGAGAAGUGCCAGAAGCUGUUGCAGAAGCUGCAGAAGCAGAAGCAAUCGAAUGCAGUGGAACCCGAAGAACAACAGCAGCAGCCAAUGGAAAGGGAAGAGACAGAGACGGAGACGAAGACGGUAAAGGAGAGAGAGAAGGAGCAUCAUCGUCGACGCGGUGACAGUCACGCUGCAGAGCUCGACCAGCGUGACAUGGAACCGCGUUGGCGUCGCCGUCGCCGCAAUGCAGCCAAGGGCGAUGAGGGCGCAUUGCCGGAGGAGCCGCUGGAGGAGAUUGGAAAUCAGUCGAGCAGUGCAGCAGUGGCCCUGCAACGUGUAAAGCGCAAGUCGGGCAAGACCACGGGUGCACUGAGCCGUCCGAAAGGUGGUAGCGAUUCCAGCUCAAAGACCACCAGCCGCAAGGACAAGGGCAUCUACGAUGAGGAGACCGGCUAUUCGCCCGUGCACACCGAAGACUCUGAAGACGAUGAGGAAGACGAUGAGGAGGAAGAGAUCGAUAUAUUGCAACAGUUCACCGAAGUGUCCGAGAUACGUUUCCCUGGCGAAAUUGGGCCCAUGGGCGAUCGACGCUUGUGCAAGAUACGUUGUGUCAAGGGCAAGUGGGUGGGACCAUUGUGUGCCACCAACGAGGAGGAUGACAACGGCAACGUGAAGUUUCAGCCGCUGUAUAAGAGCUGCCAUGUCAAUCGCAUUCCGACUCAUCUGCUGCUCAGCUAUCGCAACAUCUCCGUGACACCGAUACCACCAAAUCGCGGCUGGCGUAAAACGCGCUUAUCCAAAUCGACACUUGUCUCAAACACAGAAAUUAACGUUGGCUGGGAUCUGCCACAUGGCCACUCGCUGCAGGCACGCUGCCAGGAGCUGGGCAUCUACAAGCUGCUGGGCGAGUCGCGUGUGCUCUGCUCGAAUGGAUUAUGGGCGCCACGCAUGCCCAGCUGUGUGCCGACCACCGUGCUGACCAACUACUCUGAAGACAGUGCUCCCUCCAUCCGUGUCAAGGUCUUCAAUGGCUCCUACUCCUUUGAGCCCUCCGGUGUGAUGGCUGUUCCCCCGCACAGCACCGUGCAAAUGGAUUGCAUGUAUCCACGUGUGCGGGGCACACCUGAAUGGAGCUGGACCAGCUGGUAUAUGCAGUACAGCACAGGCUGGUCGCCGGCUGGGGAAGAGAAGGCAGUGCGUUAUCGGUUGAGCAUCAAGAAUAUCGAGAAUAAUGAUUCGGGCACGUUUACAUGCACCUCGCCGCGCGGUUUGACCAACAGCAUUGCCGUGGUGGUGGCCACUUCGACAUGCCCGCAGCUAAUGGAACCCAUGGCGCCGCUCAGGCUGAGACUCGAGGGCAAUAAGUUGGGCCAGCGAGCGCACUAUGAGUGCCCCGAGGGCUUUAGGCUGGAUGGCGCAUGGAAUGCCACCUGCCUGGCCUCGGGCAAUUGGUCAUCGCCAUCGCCGACAUGCCAUCCCAUUCAAUGUCCCCGUCUCGUCCUUGACGAUCCGCAUCUCAGUCUCAUUGAGCUCAAUACAUCGGCAUGGGGGCGGGCGGUGUUCAAAUGCCAAUGGGGAUUCAAGCUGACCGGACCGGCGCUGCUGGACUGUGAGCCGACGGGUAUCUGGAGUGGCCCAGUGCCACGCUGCAAAGUCAUCCAGUGCGUGAUGCCAGUUGCGCCGCUCAAUGGACGCAUUGGGGGCACGAGCCUGAGCCAACGGCGUCUGACUGUUGGCGCUCUGGUCACAUUCAGCUGCAACGAUGGCCACACUCUGGUCGGCGAGUCGAGCAUCAUAUGCACGGAGAACGGGUUCUGGUCGCACUCGCCACCAUUUUGCAAAUCGCAAUGCCCCUAUCCGGGCGAUCCGCCCAAUGGCCUGAUCGCUCCACUCAAGUUCAACUACGAUGCGGGCGAUUACCUGAGUGUCCAAUGCCGGCCCGGCUUCAUCCAGAUCCAGACGAAUGAAGAUCACACCACGGGGCCACCCGAACGGCCAAAAUGUCAGGCAGAUGGCAAGUGGUCAGGCCCAUUGCCCAAAUGUCGCAGCUAUGAGGAAGUGUAGCUUGUCAGCCACAACACCAAGAAUGUCAAGCAACGACUGCACGGCUCAAGGAAGAACAAGGAUUUCUAAAGGCCUGACCCGAAGCUGGAGCUGGAGCUGGAGCUGAUGUCCAUGUCCACUUUCCCUCGAGUUGGCAGUCCCAAAUGUGUAGUAUUAUGCAACCAUUAUGUGUAUACAAUUUUGUGCUAGGACAAAAUCCAAAUUCAACACGAAACAUGCAAAUUGAAAAAAUUGAAAAUAAAAGAAAACCCCGAGUGAUAUUUAGAUUAACUUAGUGAGAGGUAUCAAAAUUAAUGAAUUAAUUAUUAAAUAAACACAAGAUAUAUGAUCGAAUCUUUUCAUUGGCUCUAAUUAAACGUCGUAAAAUCACUCGCAGAUCGAACCUAACUUGCUUUUAUAUCAUAACUAUCCUAUAAACUCAAUCUUCAAAAACUACUUACUUAUUGUAAAGCUCUUCUCUAGGCCCACUGAAUAUUUCAUGAGAGAGGUUCUUAAGUGCUAGAUGAUAUGAUGAGAACUUGACAAACCUGAGCAAAAUGUAACAUAAAAUAUAAAUGUUAAAUGUUGAUAAACAAAGUAAAACAAAACUUUCAAUUUAUUUGUGUACUUUUGUGAGUUUCCUUAUGAACUUUUCCAAUAAUAAUAUUCGAAUCUUUCGCUUGCAUUUUAUAAAGAAAAAUAACAAAAUCAAAGAAUGCUAAUAUAUAUACACUUAUAAUCGACAGUUAAUUACAGGUAUUCAAAGUGAAUGUGUAAGCGCAGACGAAUUCGUAGUUAAUACUCUUAUAAUAUACUCUUAUACUUAUACUCAUCUGUACUUAUGUAAAGCUCAAAACUGAUGUAAGAGUCGCAGAGUUAAAAGUUGAUUGAUUGGUUAGUUAGUUAGGUGCAGAGCAGUUCCAAAAAUGCAAACGAAUGUCAUAUCUCCCACUACGAUAAGUAAUACUUCUAUAUAAAUAUAUAUAUUUACGUAAAAGAAAAAACCCGAUACUACAAAUAUAUGUGUAUGUAUAACGAGCAUGUGUAUGUAAGAGUCAAGUCGAGUCGAGUCGAGUCUGUAAGCAGCUGCAAACAGUUGAGAAUGAACUAACUUUUAAAUAAAAAUCGUAUAAAUUAUAUAUACACACAUUCCGUGUGUGUAAAUUGCAAUUUGAAA
Drosophila sulfurigaster albostrigata is the source of this 4644-nucleotide messenger RNA. RefSeq names its product locomotion-related protein Hikaru genki (gene hig). The coding region runs from base 630 to 3488 and encodes 952 amino acids. Lineage: Eukaryota; Metazoa; Arthropoda; Insecta; Diptera; Drosophilidae. The transcript has 9 exons. The record is from RefSeq and is a predicted model, not a curated record.